Knipowitschia caucasica is the source of this 1017-nucleotide messenger RNA. NCBI's taxonomy places the organism in Eukaryota, Metazoa, Chordata, Actinopteri, Gobiiformes, Gobiidae. The record is from the annotation of a GenBank genome assembly.
AUGGAAGACAACCCAUUCCAGGACCCUGCAGUGGUUCAGCACAGCAGCACCACUGGAUACGCCACUUUGGACCUGUACAACCCCUUCGACAAUGGGACUCCUGGGCCUCCGCCUCCUUAUGAAGCCACUCCCCCCGCUGCCCCCCAGGCUGUUCCCGCCACAACCCCCCCUUCGAAGACCACACCCACUGAGCCUCCUCGCAACUAUGGCUCCUACACCAACCAGACCGCUGUAAAUGCAACAACAGCAGAGCUCCUGAAGAAGCAGGAAGAGUUGGAGAAAAAGGCCCAAGAACUGGAGCGACGGGAACGAGAGCUGCAGGCCCACAGCCUCGGGGCCGGAGCCGAUCGACAGAAGAACUGGCCUCCUCUUCCCUCCUUCUGCCCAGUGGGACCCUGCUUUUACCAAGACAUCAACAUCGAGAUCAGCCAACACUUCCAGCGCAUCGUCACCAUCAUGUACUACUUCUGGAUGUUUUGCACGGCCAAUCUGCUGCUGAACCUGGUCUCGUCUCUGGCUGCGUUCUGCGGCGGCUCUGACACUGGAGUGGGCUUCGGCCUCGCCAUCCUCUGGGGGCUCCUCUUCACGCCGUGCUCCUUCCUCUGCUGGUACCGACCCGUGUACAAAGCCUUCAGGAGCGACAGUUCAGUCAACUUCUUUUUCUUUUUCUUUGUUUUCUUUGCUCAUUGUGUCAUGUCCGUGUUCGAGGCCAUUGGGAUUCCUGGAUCUGGAUUCAGUGGUUGGAUCGUGAGUUUGGUCGGUUUGAAGUCAAAUAUCGGAGUUGGCGUGAUCAUGAUUAUCAACGCCAUCCUGUUCAACGCUCAGGCCGUGAUGGGGAUUUUCUUGUUGAAGAAGAUCCACGGCUUGUACCGGCAGACCGAUGCCAGCUUUCAGAAGGCCCAGACUGAGUUCGCCACCGGGGUCAUGUCCAACCAGGCUGUCCGUCAAGCUGCUGCCACGGCCGCCGCCAGCGCUGCCACCAACGCGGCUCAGGGGGCGUUCACGGCGCCGCGGUAG